Molecule: messenger RNA, 3978 nt
Organism: Doryrhamphus excisus (bluestripe pipefish)
Lineage: Eukaryota; Metazoa; Chordata; Actinopteri; Syngnathiformes; Syngnathidae
Source: RefSeq, a predicted model, not a curated record
CGGGGCCGGAGCGUACGUUCAUUUGGCAGAGGGGGAGGCUGCGGCAUCCGCCUGACUACCAGCGUCGAUGAGGUGCACGCGCCAGGCGUCUCGUCGACGGUUCGGCUGAUCUGAGGAGCGGUGUGAUGUAGACCGGCUUCCCCCUUCCGAUCCGCACUCCCCACCAUGCCGGCGGGGAUGAAACCGCUGGAGAAGUUCCUCAAGAAGCAGACCACCGCGCUGAGCCGCGCCGGAGGAUUGGACAAGGCCAGCGGGGGGAGCGCGGCAUCGCGGCGAAGGGCCAGCCUGUCGCGUGUGGUUCCGUUCUUCAGGGAGACGUCUCCGGAGGGGGGGCAAGCCCGGGAGGUGCUCAGUCCCGACAGCGAAGACCCUCCCCCCUGGCCCUCCGCUGCCGCUCCGGCCAACGGCUCGGCUUGCGGAGACGUCCGCAGUCCGUCCCAGUCGAGCGACGAGCAGAGUUCCGAGGCCAGCGUGGUCGCCGACAUCAUCGGGGGCGAGGUGACGCUUCACGCCGACACGCCCGAAAAUCUCACCCUCGCCCUCCUGGACAGCGUGACCGGAAGACGGUACGGGCAGUGCACUGAGACGUUGUUGGACGACUUCAUGCUGACCCAUCCCAUCUUCCUGACGGCAGACACCUUCCAGCAAGUUCUACUGCAGCAAUUUUCUGUGCAUGUGGGGGAGGGGCCAGGGCCAGGUGGUGAAAAGGAUGACAGAGAAGGAGGGGGCCUGGAUGCCGUGCACAGGAAGCGGGCGGUCCUCAGUGUUGCCUUCCGAUACCUCGACACGUACCGAGAACUCCUGCAAGAGGAGGGCGACAAGUUCCCCAAGGAGUUGUACGGGUGCGCGCUUCAGGAACUGAGUUGUCAUCCCGAGCUGGUGGACGAUGUGGUCAAACUGCAACGCUGGACAGAAAUUUUACACUGCCCCUGUGACGAGGAGAAGGAAAGCAGAAGGAAGCAAGUGCGACCGCUCUUCAGACACUUUCGACGAAUCGACGCCUGUCUGCAGCCCAGGGAGGCGUUCAGAGGCUCUGAUGAGAUCUUCUGCAGGGUCUACACUCCCGAUCAUUCCUACGUCACCAUCCGCAGUCGCCUGUCCUGCCGUGUGGGAGACAUCCUGGCUCUGGUUCGAGAAAAGCUGCAGUACAGCGAUGAGCAGCCGCUUCUUCCCGGAAACCUCAUCCUGGUGGCGGUCACGUCGGCUGGAGAAAAGGCAGUGUUUCGGCCCAGCGACGAGGCCGUCUUCACCACUUUGGGGGUCAACACUCACCUGUUCACCUGUGAACCCUCUGAACUGGAGUCGCUGCUUCCUCUUCCCGAGGAGAUCCACUGGACACCCGGAGACAGCAAACUUCAUGACAUGUCAGCAGAGGAAGUGGCCAACCAGCUGGUGGCGUUUGACUGGGAGCUCUUCAGCUGCGUGCACGAGGUGGAGUUUGUGUGUUACGUGUUUCAUGGAGAGCAGUCCCGCUGGCGCCCCCUCAACCUGGAGCUGGUACUGCAGCGCUGCAGUGAGGUCCAGCACUGGGUUGCCACCGAGAUCCUGCAGUGUCACUCCCUGCCAAAACGAGUCCAACUGCUCCGCAAGUUCAUCAAGAUCGCAGCGCUCUGUAAACAGCAGCAGGACCUUCUGUCCUUCCUGGCUGUGCUGCUCGGCCUCGACAACCCCGCCCUCAGCAGACUGCGGCUUACCUGGGAGGGUCUUCCAGGGAAGUUCCGGAAACAGUUUCAGCAGUUUGAAAGCAUUGCUGAUCCUUCCAGAAACCACAAGUCCUACAGAGACCUGAUCACCAGUCUGAGACCUCCACUCAUCCCCUUCACUCCUCUGCUGCUUAAAGAUUUGACUUUUCUUCAUGAGAGUUGUAAGACUUUUCACGGCCAGCUGGUCAAUUUUGACAAGAUGCACAAAGUUGCCGACAUGGUGCGAAGCAUACGAAGAUACCGUAGUGGACAGCUGGGUAACACACACACACACACAGACAGACACACAUACAAUAUAAAUGCUAAUGAAGCUAACAGUUUUGACACCUCUGGUAGCCAUGGAUAUGGAGACGUCGCCAUCCCACCUGCAGACCAAAGCGUACGUGCGACAGCUGCAGGUGAUCGACAACCAGAACCAUCUCUUCGACCUGUCCUGCAAACUGGAGCCCAGAGACACGUAGAGAUGCCAGGACACGUCCCACCUCCUCUUCCUCCCUCUCAGCGAACACGUUAAAAGCUUCUUAACAGGCAGCCAAUCAGGCGAAGCUCGGCAGCCAUCUUGUCUCCUUCCUGACCACAGAUGACAUGUAGUCGCAGUUUGACCUCCACCCAGCUGAUGAGGUGAGCCUAGUGAUGGAUGAUUUAUCUCUUCAAAGGUCAACCUCUGACCUCAGGGGCGUGUCUUUCUUCUUAAUGAAUGAGGAGGACAGCAGAGAAGUAAACAAAUGUUUAGUCAUUUCUGUCUGGGAAGGUGUACCGUGACACUCUAUGGGCGGCGCUUGUGCAAUAACAGGAGGCGAUGCACGUCUGGUGUCAACCAAGCAUGUCGACGACGCUCAGGGCUCCCAGGUUUUGUGUACUUUUUGUGAUGAUGAUUAAGACUUAUUUUUCUUCUUUCCCUUCAUCAUUUCGAUCAACAAAGACAGAGGGAUAUUUUUUUAAACGUUGUCUCAUUGCAACGCUAAAUGACAUCACACGUCUGCUAGUUGACACCUGGCAGGGCUCUGCUGCGGCCAGUCCUGGAUUCAAGUCAUUCAUUUCCAAAUAUCAAACAGGCAUCUCAAAAGAUGACAAAAUUCCAAUUACAAAAUACACAUGAGACAGGGUAUGAAUGUUGGGCCGCGCGGCGGAUGAGUGUUUAGCAUGUAGUCCACACAGCGAGAAGAUCCGGCUUUGAUUUUCUGCUCGGGCAUCUCUUCGUGGAGUUAGCAUGUUCUCCCUGUGCAUGGCUUUUCUCCGGGUAAUCCGCUUUCCUCCCCAGUUCCAAAAACAUGCUAGCUGUUAGCUUGAUCGGCCACUCCAAAUUGUCCAUAGGUAUGAAUGUGGGUGGGAACGGUUGUUUGUCGAUACGUGCCCUGUGAUCGGCCGGCCACCGGUACAGGGUGUACCCUGCCUCUCGCCCCCAAAGACAGCCGGGAUAGACUCCAGCAUACCCCCACCACUAUGUUGAGGAUAAGCGGUGUAAAAAACGGAUGGCCGGACAGUAUGAACUGUUUAAUCUUCCGAGUCCAUGAAUGAAAGAAAUGAAUCAGUAGAUGAAUUUACCCGCUGACUAAAAUAUCUGUCGGUGAGCCAGGUCUGAUAGUGAGUAACAGCGCCUCCCGUAUGCUCAAAGUGUUAACCAAUUAGCGUUGUCAUAUUGAAACAAGAUCGGCAUCCUUGUGUUUUCAGAUCGAUUUAGAAGAAGUAUUUUGACCUGUUAGCAUCACAGGUAGUCUCAGGAAACUCGCUGGGUGUUGAAGCCUCCUGCCGGACAACAUAGAAACAUUCAAAGUAGACGUGAACGGCCGGUCUUUGCUGUAAAACUCAGGCGUGUCCGUUUGUAAAGGUCGCGUAUGGAGUGGCUGACCUUGAAACAUGUACAUAGUGUGAGUGUGUAAAUAGUUCCAAACGAAAGGAGAAUCUAUUUUAAAGAUGUUUGUUUCACGUAGAGAUGAGAUUUUAUUCACGUGUGUUGUUUACAUUGUGCCAAACCGUGAGCCAUGACAAGUAAAGAUCCACGUUAGCAUGACGAUGGUAUUUGUCAAGGGUCGAGGAGCGAGCUACACGAGCUGGCAGUGCUGUAGCAUUUGCGCUUUCAGUCGUGAACUUGUAACUUUGUUCUCUGAAAUGUAACCAAGAAUUUGUAUGCUUUAAAAGUAUGGAGACAACCACCAAUAUUUUUCCAACCUUUUUCUUUGUAAUGAUUUGGCACUUUAAGAUGGCAUUCCUAUUUUGAAACGAUGCAUCACAAUGUUGUUUCCUGCAGUUGCUCAAAUAAACCUGAUGAAGGCGA